This is a messenger RNA of Colletotrichum fioriniae, 1053 nucleotides long. RefSeq lists its product as uncharacterized. Gene Ontology annotation, molecular function: 2-oxoglutarate-dependent dioxygenase activity. Gene Ontology annotation, cellular component: cytoplasm. NCBI's taxonomy places the organism in Eukaryota, Fungi, Ascomycota, Sordariomycetes, Glomerellales, Glomerellaceae. The record is from RefSeq and is a predicted model, not a curated record.
AUGCCUUCCGCGGUCUCAACCGGUUCCAACAUUGUUGGCGGAAACUCGGCAGCUCGCCCCCGCUUGAGCAAGCCGCUCGUCUACUCCGGUUCUCUAGAUAAGUUCAAGAACGCAGACAUCACCCCUGUCAUUGGACGCGAGUAUGAGGGCCUGCAGGUCGUUGAUCUCCUCAAGGCCGACGACCAGGUCAUUAGAGACUUGGCUGUCACAAUUUCUCAGCGUGGCGUUGUCUUCUUGAGAGACCAGGAUGUCACGCCCACCCAGAUGAAGGAUUUCUGUCUCCGUCUCACAGAGCUUGCCGGAUGUCCCGAAUCAUCAGGUCUUCACACCCACCCCUUGACAGAGGAAGGCAGCGAGCUCGGUGACCAAAUCAGCGUCAUCAGCAGCGAGAAGCAGAAGAAGGGCGGUGGCCUCACCCACCAACUGAGCGAUGUCAGCCGUUUCGCCAGCGCCGGCUGGCACACCGACAUCUCUUUCGAGCAGGUCCCCUCGGACUACGCAAUGCUCAAGAUCCACACCCUUCCUGCCACCGGUGGUGACACUCUGUGGGCUUCUGGAUAUGAGAUCUACGACAGACUCUCCCCUCCCAUGCAGAAGUUCCUCGAAGGGCUGACGGCCACCCACGACGCCACAUUCUUCCACGAUGAGGCCCGCAGGCUGGGCAACCCCCUCCGAGAAGGCCUCCGCGGCUCGCCGCUGAACAAGGGCUCCGAGCUCAAGUCCAUCCACCCCGUAAUCCGUACUAACCCCGUAACGGGAUGGAAGUCCGUCUACGUGAACAAGGGCUUCACCAAGCGUAUCAACGGCGUCACAAAGGACGAGUCCGACGUCCUCCUCGCCUACCUCUUCAACCUCGUCACCCAGAACCACGACGCCCAGGUCCGCUUCAAGUGGCGCCAGAACGACCUCGCCAUUUGGGACAACAGGAGCAUGUGGCACUGCGCGACCUACGACUAUGUCGAGGCCAGAGCCGGCGACCGCGUGGCGUCGUUGGGCGAGGCGCCGUAUCUCGAUCUGAACAGCACGGGCAGGCGGGAGGCGUUGGGACUGUGA